This is a messenger RNA of Aspergillus aculeatus ATCC 16872, 1370 nucleotides long. Its product is annotated as glycosyltransferase family 32 protein. Bases 115 to 1221 code for a protein of 368 amino acids. The record is from RefSeq and is a predicted model, not a curated record. Gene Ontology annotation, molecular function: alpha-1,6-mannosyltransferase activity. The transcript has a single exon. Lineage: Eukaryota; Fungi; Ascomycota; Eurotiomycetes; Eurotiales; Aspergillaceae. Gene Ontology annotation, biological process: protein N-linked glycosylation. Gene Ontology annotation, cellular component: mannan polymerase complex.
UCUCUCUUAAAUAUCACAUCAUACCCACGUUGCUCCGUCCCUCGCCCCACGUUACUCUGCCAAAUGUUCACUCACUUUUGAUCUCCUCCUGUCACUCACCUGUUGCUGGUCAGCAUGAUUUCUUCUCGAUAUCUGCGUUUUAUUUUGCUCACGGUCCCUUUUCUUUCGUUAAUAUUUCUUAUAUCUCAGAAUUGGGAUGAAAUACCUAAACCCUUCAGUCACAGCAAAUCGAAUGCCUCGUUAGGGUUAUCUGAAGCUCACCCGCCACCACAAAGCAGUGCCAACGACAACAACAACAACAUCCAGACAGAACCUACUACUCUUUCUACCACCUUUCCCAGCUCCAAUCCUCACACCGUCGACGCCGCCAUCGCUGGCAUAACCGACAAAGUCUGGCACUCCUCCAAGACCCCCGAGCUGAGUGCCGAUCAAAUCGGCUGGAUCAACAGCUGGCUCCUCAAGAACCCCACCUUCCGCCACGAGCUCCUCACCGACGGUUCCGCCCUCACCUUCGUCCACACCCGCUACGGCGCCACCCGCCCGGACAUUGUCGAAGUGUACGAAAAGCUCCCCAUCCCCAUCCUCCGUGCCGACCUCCUCCGCUACCUGAUCGUUCUGGCGGAAGGUGGCAUCUGGAGCGAUCUCGACGUCACCUGCGACACGGAGGUCGACGCCUGGGUGCCCCCAGAGUACCCAUCCUCCAACAUCGACAUGAUCGUGGGGCUGGAGUUCGACUUCGGGUGGCGCGGCGAAGGCACCGAGGUGGCGUCGCAGUUCUGCAACUGGGUGUUCGCGGCGCGGCCGGGGUCCCGCAAUCUGGCAGCGGUGGUGGACGCGGUCGUCGCCAAAUUGAAGGAGAUCGCCGCCCUGAAUGGGGUGGGCGUGGACCAGUUGACGCUGGAAAUGUUGCCCGUCGACGUGGUGAAUGUCACGGGCCCGAAGAUCAUGACCAUCGCGCUGUUGAAUGGGUUGGCGGGGUUGCUAGGAAGGGUGGUCGAUGAUCGGGAUUUCCACGGUAUCAAAUCUCCAAAACUGGUCGGGGAUUUGUUGAUUAUGCCAGGGAAUGCGUUUGCGGCGGCGCAGAAUGGGUUUCCCACCGAUCAGAGUCCGGCGUUGGUGAGCCAUCAUUAUGCCGGGUCGUGGAAGCAGGCGGAUGCGGAGGCGAAGGAGAGGAAGAAGCUGCAGGAGCAGCAGCAGCAGCAAGAACAGCAGCAGGGGUAGGGGCUGUAAAGUGCAUCAUGAAAUGAAGUUUAUGUAUAUGUAAUUUCCUAUAAUAUCCUCAAUAUCAACUUGGGCAUUCUCUUCACUCAUGAAUUCAAAAAACCAUUGCUCAGAGGACGUCGUCUUCCUUUUACGUAUUAGGAGUCAUG